GCCUCUACUUCCACCUACCCCCUAACUGUAUUUUUAUUGCUCACCCAAUUUAAUGUUGCACUUCCUUGAAAAUUUAAUAGCCUCACAACGAAUCUUUUUACAAACCCUUAAAACUCAUUAUUAUUGUUCACAACAUGAUGUCUCUUUAGUGUUCUUUUUCUUAAAUGUCUCUCCGCUAAUAUAAUGACCUCAACUUCAAGCUUCGUUUCUUAGUAGUUUAGUACUACUACUUGUAAAAAUCGGACAAAACACACAAAGCGUGACUCCAUGCGACAGCUCCUCUUGAAUUGCGCGUGUGAAUAACCCCAAAAAGGCAAAAGAACUCUUUCUUUUGUUAAUCUCGCUCAGUUCUCUCCCUCUCUCUCUCUCUGUUCUCUCAUAGUUUCUCCCUCGUUUCUUGCUCUCAAUGGAGACAAAGUACCUUACUUUCUUCUCGUUUUGCUACCCCAACACGAUUUGUGUGUUACUCUUACUCAUAGUUUCUUGGCUUGCAAGAAGCACCAUCGACCAUAAUUGGUUAAGAACACUACUACGGAGAACAGAAGCGAAGAGGAACAAGAAUCAAGAAGAUGAAAACAAAAUGUCUCUUCUUGAUUUGCCAGACUUAACCUUAGACUGCAUCUUAGAGAAGCUCUCUCCAUCCGAGCUAUGUGCUAUGGCUUGUGUUUGCUCUGAGCUAAGAGACAAAUGUGUCAUCGAUCAUCUAUGGCAGAAGCAUAUGGAGGCAAAAUGGGGAAGAUUGAUGGGUGAUGCAGCGACACAAGAGUGGAAAUCUCAUGUCGCAACGUUAAUGAGAUGUCUCAGAAGUUCAAAUCAAAGCAGUAGUAAACCAAAUUGGAGAUCGAGGUUUGUUGCGAGUCUUAAACCUUUCUCAUGGUUAAGUUCAAACCACGGCUGUGACAAGAGAGGUUCGUUAUCAUCAUACUUCGCACCUAUCGACUCUGUUAUGUAUUGGUACUCGAAUCUUGAGAAUGGCAAGUUUUGGUUCCCUGCUCAAGUCUACAAUCGCGAGAACGGACAUGUUGGAUUCAUGAUGUCUUGUUACGAUGCUAAGAUCAGAUACGAUUUCAAGACUGAUACAUUUCAAGCAAAAUACUCAGCGCAUGGCCGGCGAGCGGCGGAGGAAAAGGUGACGUGGCAGAGGCUGAGACCGUCUCAAGUGGACACAAAGUCACGUGAUCUGCACGUGUCAGAUUGUUUGGACGGACUUCGACCCGGAGACCAUUUCGAGAUCCAAUGGCGAAAAACCAAAGAGUUUCCUUUUGGUCUUUUUUUUUUUUUUUUUUUGUCAAAGAUUAUGGUUGGUGGUUUGGAAUCGUGGGUCAUCAGCAAAACUGCGACGGAGAAGAGAAUUGCCGUUGCCACACUGACGAGAAUGUGGUGAUGGAGUUCAGACAAUUCAGACCGGAGUCGCCGUGGAGUAGGACGGUGAUAAACAGAAAGGAACACCGUGAGACGGGAAAUGAAGAAGACGGUUUCUACGGCGGAGUGAAGAAAUUGGGUACGGAGGAUGAGGUUUCUACGUGGAAGCGAUUGUGGCCAUCACAAUCCUUGGAAUAGUAGUACUAGUGUCAUUACUAGGGAUUACAAAGUGCUACUACGUUCGGAUUUUAUUUUGCAAAUUUUGUUUUGAAGCUAUUUUGGUUUUGUAUUUUGUUUUUGUUUAUGAUUAAUUUUUUAUAUAUAUUUAAGUUUGUAAAUAUCUAUUUUUUUUCUUCUAUUUUUUAGAUUAUUGUAAUUAAAGGUUGUUUAGUUUUGGAAGUUGUAAGGACAUUUUCAAGGGACCCUAUCAAAACUUUAUUAUAGAGUAA
This is a messenger RNA of Camelina sativa (false flax), 1811 nucleotides long. RefSeq names its product F-box protein At2g41170. The record is from RefSeq and is a predicted model, not a curated record. Lineage: Eukaryota; Viridiplantae; Streptophyta; Magnoliopsida; Brassicales; Brassicaceae. Gene Ontology annotation, molecular function: protein binding.